AUGUCUCCUCCCGGUUCUCCCCCACAGCACAUCAAGGACCAAGAAGCCACGUCUCAAGCCAGCAACCAAUCUUCUCCUUCCCUCCCCGCCCAAUCUUUCGGAAUGGAGCAAUUGCAUCAUCACCACUCCCAAUCCGCUCACAGUCUCCACCACCCAUCCAGAUCCGCGGGCCAAAUCCCCGAUAUCGAGAGGCUUAAGCUUGAUAGCGGUCCCAUCUCGCCUGUACCAUACACAGCAUCCAGUGCCAAUGCCGGUAUACUCAAACAGCUCGACCAGAGCACCAACGCCAGUAGACUAGCCAGUAGAGCCCCAUCCCGCGCACCCUCCGUCGCAGGCAUUGGCAAGACAGCUGCCAAGCCUGAUUACUCCGAAGCUAAAAUUGUCGUUGCGAUGGUCGGUCUCCCCGCACGAGGCAAGUCGUACCUAUCCAACAAGCUGAUGCGUUAUCUCAAGUGGCUCGAGUACGAUGUCAAGGUGUUUAACGUAGGUCAAUACAGGCGGAAAUUGGCGCGCGAGAAGAAGGCAACGACGGGCGCCCGCGAUGACCAUUCAGCCAGCUUCUUCAACCCUAACAACGCAGACGCGAUGGGGAUGCGCGAGAAGAUGGCCAACGACUGUCUCGAAAAUCUCAUCGAUUGGCUUAAGCAGGGUGGAAACGUCGGUAUACACGACGCUACCAAUUCCACUAUGGAACGCAGACAGAAACUUGCAGAACGUAUUGAAAAAGAACGUGGAAUGCAGAUUAUAUUUAUCGAAUCCGUCUGUGAAGACCCAUCAGUCAUCUCGGCUAACGUCGCUGGGAAAGUCAGCGCAGGCGAUCCAGAUUACAACGGUAUGACACCAGAGCAGGCAGAAGCAGAUUUCAGGAGACGUAUUAGUCAUUACGAGGCUGCUUAUGAGCCAGUCAACGAACCUCAUAUUAGCUACUGCAAGGUUAUCAACGUGGGUGAGAAGGUCGUGUGCAAUCUCAUCAACGGUUACCUCGAGUCGAGGAUCGCAUUCUAUCUAAUGAACCUUCACGUCUCACCAAGGAGCAUCUUCCUCACUAGGCACGGCGAGUCUAUGUUUAAUGUCGAGGGGAGAAUCGGCGGUGAUAGCGACCUCAGUCCUCGUGGUGCAAGGUAUGCGCAAGCACUGCCUAAUCUUGUCAGGGAUAAUGUCGGCAAUGUGCCGCUAACUCUGUGGACUUCGACUCUCAAACGCACCAUCCAGACUGCUUCUAACCUCCCCUACCCGAAACUCACAUGGAAGUCGCUCGAUGAGCUCGACGCGGGUGUGUGCGAUGGGAUGACGUACGAGGAAAUCGAAGAAAACUACCCCGAAGACUACGCGAAUCGAGACGAGGAUAAAUAUAACUACAGGUACAGAGGUGGAGAGAGUUACCGCGAUGUCGUUAUCAGACUCGAGCCAAUCAUAAUGGAGAUGGAGAGACAGAACAACAUACUCGUUAUAGGGCACCAGGCCAUCUUGAGAGCUAUCUAUGGGUAUUUCCAUAACAUUCCUCAGGAGGAAAUACCGUACAUCAAAAUACCGCUGCAUACAGUCAUCAAGCUCACACCUAAAGCGUAUGGAUGUGACGAAGUUAGGUAUCAGCUUCCGAUCGAGGCAGUGGAUACGCACAGGCCUAAGCCUAGUGUGAAAAGGAGUGAUAGUACGGCUAGCAGGUCGAGCAAGGGGGUAUGA
Messenger RNA from Wallemia ichthyophaga EXF-994, 1683 nucleotides. RefSeq names its product Fructose-2,6-bisphosphatase. Bases 1 to 1683 code for a protein of 560 amino acids. Gene Ontology annotation, molecular function: ATP binding; 6-phosphofructo-2-kinase activity; fructose-2,6-bisphosphate 2-phosphatase activity. The record is from RefSeq and is a predicted model, not a curated record. Gene Ontology annotation, biological process: fructose 2,6-bisphosphate metabolic process; fructose metabolic process. Lineage: Eukaryota; Fungi; Basidiomycota; Wallemiomycetes; Wallemiales; Wallemiaceae. The transcript has 2 exons. Gene Ontology annotation, cellular component: cytosol.